AUGGCUAUCCCUAAUAUCAAGUCCUUCAGUGACCUUCAUUAUCUUGCAGAGUCCUUCCGCCUUGGAAGUACGGAUUAUAAGGAUUUCUUACGUACCACUUUUGCGUGGUUUGAUGAGGAUGACCAUGGAUACUUCGGACAGAUUCAGAAACCCAAGCUUCAGGCCACUCUUGACGAUAUCGCAGCUGCGCUUGAACUCAUCUCUGAUGAAGAGGUGUUCCCACCUUUGCAGCAAGCGAUGCUGCCCCUGAGCACUGCCCCCGACAAUCUCAACUCCCCGGCGGCCAAUGAAUUGAAAGCAUUUCACAUCAAACGCCCGCCGAUUCACCAAUAUGACUGGUAUAAAGAAGAGGACUGCCUCUACAUCAUUCCAGCGAGCUUUCUAGAGGAGGCAACCGCAUUGGUCAACAUUGCUCGCCACCCACAGCAUCCAAACAACAUCAAGUUUCACGGCUGUCGCGUACGCCGAGGUCACAUUACCGGCCUUAUCUUCGAUGAAUACAAAGACAACCUUCGCGAUUGGCUGAGCAAAGGUCAGUUGGUCAACGAUGCCGUUUUCAUGGAUCAACUGGAGUCGGCCGUCUGUCACCUUCACUCCCUCGGUCUGGCGCAUAACGACAUCAAUCCAGCAAAAAUCAUGAUAGAGGAACAGAGCGGCCAGCCGAUUUUGGUUGAUUUCGGAUCCUGCCACAAAAUAGGAGAUGAUUUAACAGCAAGUCGGGGCACGCCUGGCUGGACAGAAGUUGGGGAUGACUACACCAAGUCGAAGAAGAGUCACGACUUAUAUGCACUGGAUAAGAUUCGCAUAUGGUUGAGCAACCCAAUACGGGAAUAG
This is a messenger RNA of Colletotrichum orchidophilum, 834 nucleotides long. Its product is annotated as serine/threonine kinase. Gene Ontology annotation, molecular function: ATP binding; protein serine/threonine kinase activity. The record is from RefSeq and is a predicted model, not a curated record. The transcript has a single exon. Gene Ontology annotation, biological process: mitotic DNA damage checkpoint signaling; protein phosphorylation. Gene Ontology annotation, cellular component: nucleus. NCBI's taxonomy places the organism in Eukaryota, Fungi, Ascomycota, Sordariomycetes, Glomerellales, Glomerellaceae. The coding region runs from base 1 to 834 and encodes 277 amino acids.